Messenger RNA from Neurospora crassa OR74A, 3433 nucleotides. RefSeq names its product exo-beta-D-glucosaminidase. Bases 386 to 3433 code for a protein of 1015 amino acids. The record is from RefSeq and is a predicted model, not a curated record. The transcript has a single exon. Gene Ontology annotation, biological process: carbohydrate metabolic process. Gene Ontology annotation, molecular function: hydrolase activity, hydrolyzing O-glycosyl compounds. NCBI's taxonomy places the organism in Eukaryota, Fungi, Ascomycota, Sordariomycetes, Sordariales, Sordariaceae.
GUAUCCCAAAUUAUCCGCGAUCCUCUCUUUACCCGUGUCACACUACCUCCCGUACCGCUGGCGAUUCAUCCUCCAUAAAUGGAAGCCCGGAGACGCAACAUAAAGUGGCUGGCGGGGUUCCGAUGACGGCCUUCUUUGUACUGGGCUGGUGACACGACAUGUAACGUUGACUUUAAUUUGCGCGGGCAUUCUUCUGCUUGCAAAGUUACACAAAAGAAAUGCUUUGGAGGAGAAUAAUCGCGUCGCGCAUGUAAUCCAUAUCAUGAAUGGGAGUCCAGUAUAAGAUACCCUGCUGUAAUGUUCCCCGAUCGCGACGCUGCGAAGGCCGCAAUUGCCCGCUACCUCUAGCCUCACCACAGCGCCCAUCCACCGUGGGCUCUUCACGAUGCACCUCAGGAGGUCUCCAGUAACACUUCAGGUGUUGUUCGGCGCCAUCCUUGGUUUCGCCAUAGCCACCGCGGCAGACUCUAGCAGCGCUCUAGUAUCAACACCAGGCCAAGUAGCACCCGUUCCUGCAUGGUACUUGCAGUCAUCAACAAAAGCAGCAAGCGAUUUGGAAGCUCUCUCUCGUCCAGGCAUUGACACUUCAGGAUGGCUCCACGUCAACACAUCCAAGUGCACCCUGAUGGGCUGCCUGUUAGAAGCCGGCAUCUACAACGAUACCGAGCUAUUCUACUCCGACAACCUCCGGAGAGUGGACAGCAAGCAGUUUGAAGUCCCGUGGCUGUUCCGACAGGAAUUCGGACUGGAUCCAGGAGCCGGGAAAUACUUCCAUCUUCUCACGCAUGGAAUUACUUCCCGCGCCGACGUGUAUCUGAACGGGAAACAAGUAGCGGACAAGAAGACACAGGCUGGUAGCUAUGGAGGCCACACAUACGACAUCACUGAUCUGGUUGACAAGGACAAUGCAUUGCUCAUCCAGGCAUAUCCCACGAGCUACUACGCCGACUUGGCGGUGGGCUGGGGGGACUGGAAUCCGUGGCCUGCAGACAAUGGCACAGGAGUAUGGCGAGAUGUGGAAGUCAAGCAGACCGGAUCUGUUGCUCUUGGACCCCUACGAGUGGUGACCCAGCUUGGAACGCCCUUGGAUGGCUCACCCGCGAACGUGACUCUUAAAUCCCGUGCCCAGAACUUGGAGAAUAUAGACGUAACCAUCACCGUUACCGGCACCGUAUCCCCGGAAGGCUACGCCGACCAGUCAAUAAUCUGGUCCCAAACCGUCACCCUGCCGCCCCUGUCUACCACAGACGUAACCCUCACCACCACUGUCCAGAAGCCAGCCAUCUGGUGGCCAAAGCAAUGGGGUUCCCAACCACUUUACAACGCUCAGCUCUCCGUCUUCGCUUCCAAUAACACCCUCUCCGACCAGGUUUCCGCAGUAUUCGGCUUCCGCACCGUCACUUCCCAGCUUAACUCAUUCAACGACAUCACCUUCCUCAUCAACAGCCACCCAUUCCAAGUCCUUGGCGCAGGCUACGCCCCCGACAUGUUUCUUCGCUUCUCUCCCGCCAAAUUCGAAUCCGAAGCCCGCUACGUCCUCGACCUCGGCUUCAACACCAUCCGCCUCGAAGGCAAGAACGAGCACCCGGAGCUCUACCAGAUCGCCGACCGGCUAGGCAUCAUGAUCCUCGCCGGCUGGGAAUGCUGCGACAAGUGGGAAGCCUGGAGCUACAACCAGGACCUGACAGUCCCAACCCCAGUCUGGAGCGAAGACGAUUACAACAUCGCCAACGCGAGCAUGUUCCACGAAGCCGGGAUGCUCCAGACUCACCCGAGCAUCCUAGGUUAUCUUAUCGGCAGCGACUACUGGCCAGAUUCCAAGGCAGCACCAAUGUACAUAAACACCCUAAGACUCCAAGACUGGCAAACACCAGUACUAUCCUCCGCUUCAAAAAGGGGAUUCCCCUCCUUCAUGGGCUCGCCCGGUUUAAAAAUGGAAGGUCCUUACGACUGGGUCCCUCCCAACUACUGGUACGACACCGAACCAAGCGCUGGCCGUUUUGGAGCAGCAUUCGGUUUCGGCUCAGAACUAGGCGCCGGCGUCGGAACCCCCGACUCAUCCAGCCUGCACAAAUUUCUUUCUCCCUCUGACCUCACCGACCUCUGGAAGAACCCCAACAAAGACUUAUUUCACAUGUCCUCCACCGAAACAUCCAGCUUCCGCAACCGCAGGAUUUACAAUACCGGUCUCUGGAACCGCUGGAGCGCCCCGACUUCUCUCGAGGACUAUGUCCAGAAAUCCCAAAUCACCGACUACGAAGCCACCCGCGCCCAAUUUGAAGGGUACGCAGCCAACUGGGGGAACUCCCAACGGCCUGCGACGGGUAUGAUCUACUGGAUGUUAAACGGUGCUUUUCCAAGCUUGCACUGGUCCAUCUGGGACUACUACAUGCAUCCUGCCGGGGCGUAUUUCGGUGCCAAAGUCGGUAGUCGGAUCGAGCAUGUGGCGUUCGACUACGUCAAGAAGAGCGUGGUUCUAAUCAAUAGGUCGUUGGACAAAGAAGGACCAAGAAGUGUCGAUAUCGAAAUAAUAGAUCCAACUGGAAAGACACUAUACACCAAGACAGUAAAAACGACAACCGAGCCGAAUACAAGUAGGGAAAUCACCUCUUUGGCUUCUGCUUUUGAGGAUAUCAAAGAUGUGGUCUUUCUUCGUUUAGUCCUCUCUGGUACUUCCCCUAAGGACUCUGAUACUUCCCCUAAGAACUCCAACCCCUCCUCUGAUGUCCUCUCCAACCCUUCUUCUUCUUCUUCCAAAAACACGGAGCUCAAGGCCCUCUCCAACCCUUCCUCAAAGGCGUCCAACCCCUCCUCUAAGAUCCUCUUCAACCCUUCUUCUUCUUCCAAAAACACGGAGCUCAAGGCCCUCUCCAACCCUUCCUCAAAGGCGUCCAACCCCUCCUCUGAUGUCCUCUCCAACCCUUCUUCUUCCUCCAACGCCAACCCUUCUUCUUCUUCUUCUUCCAACCCCUCCUCCUCCGCCAGAAACACAGAACACAAAGUCCUAAGCAGCAACACCUACUGGCUCUCCAGCACCCUCGACACUCUAUCCUGGGACAACUCCAAUUGGUAUUACACCCCCGUAAGCGAGUACAGUGACUACACGGCAUUAAACAAGCUACCUGCCGCGAACGUGAGUGUCAGUGUGACUGCUUUGUCCAAGGGGCAUUCUGAGUACGAGUCUUCGAAGGUGCAGGUGACGUUAGAAAACCAUUCUUCCUUUCCUGCCUUCUUCAUCAGUCUCAACUUGGUAAACAAAGAAGGGCAAGAUGUGGUGCCGGUGAUUUGGGAUGAUAAUUACUUGACGCUGUGGCCAAGGGAGAAGGCUACGGUUCAGGUUGGGACUCUGGAAGGGGCGGAACUGGUACAUGCAGCUGCUGCUGUGAAGGUGGCUGGGAAGAAUCUUAAGGGGAUGACAGUGAUGGUCGGUUAA